Molecule: messenger RNA, 1898 nt
Organism: Podarcis raffonei (Aeolian wall lizard)
Lineage: Eukaryota; Metazoa; Chordata; Lepidosauria; Squamata; Lacertidae
Exons: 7
Coding region: 280-1425 (381 amino acids)
Molecular function (GO): zinc ion binding
Source: RefSeq, a predicted model, not a curated record
AAACCAAGCUGGGCCUGAUUUAGCCUGCUCAGCUAGCAGAAUGACCCGUCUUACGCUUCAAGCUCCCUCCCAGGUCCAGUGCUGAGCUGAGCUCCCCUUUCAGUUAGUUGCAGGUUUCCUUGGGAGCUGUCAGAACUGACCAAAUCUCCUUGCCCCUGAGAAAGAGCCAAGAGAAGGCCUGAGGUUAGGGUGGAAAACUAGGAUUCAGCCAGGAGCUCAACUUUCCCCCCCUAAACUGGUUUGAGAGGAACUCGAGACGGUGACAUUCCAGCCAGUGUGAUGGAUGCGCACUCUCUAAUAUGUCCCAGUGGCGAAAGGGUUUGUUCGAUCUGCUUGAAGCCUUGCCAAUGCCCAGCCACGCAACCCUGCGGGCACAGCUUUUGCCCAUCGUGCUCCAACCGAUCCUGGGUGGAUGAACUAAAGGAAAAAGUCACCUGCCCUGAAUGCAGAGAAACCUUUCUGAGAAAUAAGGCAUGCUCUUAUGAACCUCUUGGAAAAAUGGAAGAGGCCACCCAGCUGACCACAGUGGAUGAAACAAAACAGUCAGCUCAGAGUAUCUGUGCGAUACACAAGGAAAUAUUAAAUCUUUUCUGUGUUGAGGAUCAAGCCCCACUCUGUUCAGUCUGCAGAAAAUCCUGGGAUCAUUCAUCACACACUGUGAUUCCCAGAGGGGAGGACAGUUUUCCAAUAUCAAAGCCUUCCAAUUCUGGCAUUAUAGGAUACUCAAACGCAGCAACUUGCAUCAAAGGAAACGGAGAGGUCGUUGGUGGGAAUGAGAAGGACAGCACAGAUAAGCUCAUGCUGAUUGAGCCGCAGGUUGACUUCAACUUGGAGGAAAACAAGGAAGAAGACACUCCAUCAAACUCCAGGGUCCAAAAUUCCAUAACAUGGAUCCUCCUGAUACUGUUCAUCAUCCAGAUUGUGGGCUUGGUGACAACCAUCUUCGUUUUCACAAAGGCUAAAGCUGAGCUACCAGCCCCUUGUUGCCCGUCUGGCUGGAUCGUGAACCAAGGGAGCUGCUAUCAUGUCUUGCAGCUGGAAGGGUCCUGGGAUGAUGGCCAGCGCCACUGUUCCUCGCUCGGUGCCUCCCUGGCUGUGGUUGCGGACUUGGAGAAACUGAAAGUCGCCAUGCAAGACAAAGGCCCCUUUGACCACUGGGUUGGCCUACUCAGAGAAUCGGGAGGGAGCUGGAAAUGGACUGAUGGGACGGAUUUCAACAACCUUUUUGAAGUGGAAGGAGAGGGAGACUGCGCUUUCCUAAGCAAGGGGGUCCUGAACCGUGGAGAUUGCUCAGCUGAGAAGAAGUGGCUGUGCAGCUGGAAAGCUCAGGCCAGAGGCGGAUUCCACAGCCCUGCUGGGGGACGUGAAACUUUAAGAGCUGACCCCGUGCCGAAGGACCUUUCCACGCUUUUACCCUGUUCCUAGCUGCCACUCCCUCUGUGUGUGUGUGCAGUGAUAAAUCAGUCACCAGCCCAAGUGACCAAGCUCGAAUCCUAGAGGGUAGCCUCCCUUUGGCGAUUUGAGCACUCGAUAAAUGCUUUCUCGUGGCGCUGCUGCUACGAGAGCCAGUAGGCUGAAAAACCAGGCGAUGCAAGAAAACAUCCUAACGCAUUCUGUUUUUAGAAAUCUUCUCGUUUCGUUCUCGCAGUUGCAAUCUCAAGCAUAACUUUCUUGAGAGUCGGUCGCGUUGAGCUCAGUGGGGUUUACUUCUGGGUAACUAGGCAGAGGAUUGUGUCUCUGUUUUAGUGUGGGCAUUCUCUAGUCAGUUUUAAGAAUGGCCUGUGAUGAAGAUGACCGCCUCAGCUUUCCUUUUAGAUGAAAACAUGGGCAGGUUUGUGGUCCCCAGGACACCAGGACAGGUGAAAUUCUUCAGCAGAGUGCAACCCAACUCUCAGCCA